Messenger RNA from Rotaria sp. Silwood1, 3815 nucleotides. NCBI's taxonomy places the organism in Eukaryota, Metazoa, Rotifera, Eurotatoria, Philodinida, Philodinidae. The record is from the annotation of a GenBank genome assembly.
AUCCACCCACACCCACACCCACACCCACACCCACACCCUUAAAGUUCUUAGCCUGGAUAUGAUUUAAUACUAACAUUUACAGUAUCUCAUUCUAAGAAUAAGACGACUUCAUGAGUCGAUGAUGAUUGCCUCUGAUAUUUUCUGUUGAUCAUCCAGUCAAAUUGAUGUUUUUAUAUGUUUUAUAAGGGUUUUUUGAACGUGUUUGUUACUAUUAACUUUCAGUUCUCGGACAUGUAGAAUUUUCGCCUUUGAUGAUACACAGCUACAAUUAUUUCUAGCACUUUUUGUGCUAAAAACUAUUUAAAACUCUUCUUACUUAUUCAAUAUUAUACCAAGGAAGAUCGCGAAACUCAAUUAAAGAGUUUCAUGGUUCAAAGAGCUGGUCUAAACUAGAAUCGAAUUCAGAGUUUCGUUUAAUGAAAAUGAUGAAGAAUUAAAUUCUGUCCACUUGUAAAAUUAUUGUGUAAAUAAAAGUUAUCAAACCGUAAGAUUAGUAGAAGAUUUUAAGCUAAUUUUGAGAAGUUCUCAUUCGUACAUAUUUGAGAAUGAAGAUACCUUACAUAUCAGCAAGUACUCAAGAUAAUCGCUACUUUCCAUAUAUACGUAGUUAUAACUUUAUUCCAAAAAAAUUCAAAUAUUUCCACAUAAAUUUCUAAAUUUCAGCAUCUACUUGAUUGACGACAUGUUUGAAAGUGUUUCAUUUCAGAACUCAAGUCUAUACUCAUGUGUCAAAGAUUUUCAUAAAACUGAUCUUAAAAUUGAUUCAUGAAUGUUGUUAGUUCAGAAUUGGAAUACUACAUUCUAUUGUUCUCAUGAAAACAAGUCGGAUCAUAAAUUGAAACGUAUACAAUGGAUUGAUGCUAAUUUGUAAAUUUCAUAAUAAUAAACAAUCUGAAACAUUAGUUCGCCUAGUUUGGUCUGCAGGCCAGGCUGAAAAAAGUAGCCUGUUGGCAGCUCUGGUAGGGACAUAUGACAUUAACAUUAGAACGAUCACAUGUGCAAUAGUACAAAUCAAAAUUAUGAUUAAUGAUAUAAAAUAAUCUUUAUGUGAUAAGAAUUCUCGAACAUAAGUCGUUCAAUCUUUGUGUAAAUUCAUUUGACAUCGAAUACUAUAUUUCAACGAAAUUAUUGUACCGAUUGUGUGUGUUGAACAAGACCUUAUUAGGUGUAAAUGGCAACACAAUGUAGAAAUUGUAUUCAUGGAAAAUACAUCAUUGAUUAACUAUAAUAUAUAACUGACUGAAACAAAUGUCAUCAUAAUAAUAGAAAUAAGAACAGCAUACCAAGCAGAUAACGUACACAUCUUAUUUCUUCUCUUAUGUUAUUCAUAACAUAUCUUCAUAUAGAAUCGAAAACAAAUCUUAAGAAAAAAACUCGAUCUUUUCUUGAACGAGCGGUAUCAGCAAGACAUUUGCUUCAUUCAACACUUUAUUUUCAUGAAAAAAUUCUGUCAUAAUAGAUUAUUGUUCAAUCGAUCAAUAAUAUUCAAGCAUUUAAACAAUUAGUUGUUGAAAAAGAAAUUUUCAAAGAACAUUAUUUCUGUAUUGGGUCAAAUAUUUCAGUUUAUUUGACACUUUCCUUACAAAUAUCAUUCGAUCUUGAUUUAAUCUUUAGAGAUGGGGAAAAAAAUCAUUUAUGAUUUUCAAUGGCUUGAAGCUUAUUAUUAUGUAUUUUAACAAGUAUUUAUUCAAUGACAAUUCUUUGUAUGAAAAUAACAUUAUUCCAAACAAUAAGUAAUACUUCUUUCAAAAACUAUUUCGUAUCGAUGAACUUUUCAUAUAUAAAAGAUCAUAAUACGACGACACGGUCAUCUAUAGAUAAAAGAGAGAGAGAUAGAAUGUUAUUUCACAUGUGUGUUAUAUAUAUAUGUUCUUUUUCGUUAUUCGAAAUUAGUGUCAUCGUCAUUUACUAUUUCAGAGAUGGAACGAACAGAAAACGACUGUGUUUAUGUUUCUAACACCAAUAAGAGACAAAAAUUACAAAAUGAAUGUAAGAUUUUUUUUUUGUCUAUAUUAAGUUUUAAUUCUUUGUUUAUUUUUAGUAAUAAGAAACAAGUCAGUUUUUUAAAAUUCGUUUUAUUAUCUAGUUUUGUUUAAUUUAGAUCUUGUUUUGAAAAUUUAGCAAAUGAAAUAAUGUAUGAAAUAUUUCAAUAUCUUGAUGUUUAUCAUGUUUACGAAGGAUUUUUUUAUCUUAAACAACGAUUUCAAAAUAUAGUUGUCAAUACAAAUCUCCUAAUUCAAAUAAAUGUUUCAAUAAUGUCAAAAUCAAAUUUUAAACUUUAUCAUAAAAAUAUGAUUGAACCAAAUAAACAUCGAAUUAAUUAUCUUCGUUUAUCAAAUCCAUUUACUAUUGAUAUUAUGUUCUUUUCAGUACGUAUUAUUUGUGAUUAUAUUCAACUUGAAAGAUUAAUUCUCGAUAAUAUCGAUGUAAAAUAUCUUAAUAACAUUCUCAAACAUUUAACUUUUUUACCAAAAUUACAUUCAUUAGUUCUUACUCCUAUUGAUUAUGUUCAAGAUACAAGUAUCUUUUUUAUUUCUAUAUUUUCUUUGCCUAAAUUAAAAUCUUGUACAUUAACCUAUCGAACGAAAUAUGAUGAACAAGCAAUGCCUAUUUAUAUGACUGAUCAUAAAGAUAGUCCUAUUGAAUAUUUUGUGAUCAAUAAUCGAUUUUCAAUUGAAUCACUUAAUGAUAUAUUUUUUUGUCUUCCAAAAAUUCGUUAUUUAUCAAUUGAUUGUCUUGUUGGAUGUGAUGAUCCAGAAAUUGAUGAAGAUCCUUUUGUAUCAAGAUAUUUAAAUAAUAUUUCUAUUAAACUUGAUUCAAUCAAUUUCAAUCUAUUGCAAAAAUUAAUUAAACGUUUUUUUUAUAAUAUUGAAAUUUUACAUAUUUCAACAAAAUCUGAUCAAACAUAUUUAGAUGCAAGACAAUGGGAAGAAUUAAUUUUAUCAUCAAUGCCUAAUUUACGUACAUUUGAUAUAAGUCAUGAUGGUGGUACAUAUCAUGAUUUAAUAAAUCAAUUUAAUUCAUCAUUUUGGAUUAAAAAACAGUGGUUUUUUACACAUCAACAUGAUUCGCAAGAAACACUUGAUAGUGGCAUUUUUUAUUCAACAAAUCCAUAUAGAAGAAAAACUUAUAGAUUUUAUUGGCAAUUCGAUCAACAAGUUUAUUCAAAUAUGCAAGAAAAGAAUUUAAAUAUAGUUAAACAUGUUCAUAUAUGUAGUAAACAGAUGAUAAUAAAUAAUUAUGUAAAUUAUUUUCCAAAUGCAAAUCAAUUAACAAUUGAACAUUAUUUUAAAACAUGUGAUGAUUCAAUAUCAACAACUCUUAAUUGUAUUCUUCCUUUAAAACAAUUAACUAAAUUAAAUAUAAAAAGUUCAAAUUUUCCUUUUGAACAAAUUAUUAAAUUAAUACAUUUUACACCUAAUUUACAUACAUUAAAAUUAGAUUUUUUAUCUUUAAAUGAAAUAUAUUUAAAAUUAAUUGAACAGAAUGAAAUUUUUCGAUAUGUAUCAAAUACAAAUAAAAUUACAAAUAUAGAUAUUCGAGAAAAAUGUACAUUAGAAAUAUUUCAAUUAAUUAUUUAUUUAUUUUCACAAGUCGAAUAUCUUAAAAUUAGAAUCAAUAAAAAAGAGAUUAAUCAAAUUAUACGAUAUUUAUUUUCAAAAAAUACUGAUAAAAUACGUCGUUUAUUCUUUUUGUGCAUUUCACAAAUACCUAAAGUAUGCCUACCAGAAUUAGAUUUUUUAAUUAAAUCAGAAAACUUACUCAAUGAUUAUUCUAUUAAAUAUAUUAAUCGUGACUUAUAUUUAUGGUGGUAG